AUGACACAUUUAUUUAUUCAGCAAUUAAAUAUUGAUAAACCUUUAAUUAUACAACCAAAUCAAAGUAUUGAAAAUAAAAAGAUAUUUAAUAAAAAUUCUAAUUUGUUUAAAUAUUCUUUAUUGAAUAUUUGUAUUCAAACAUUAUUUUCUUCUUCUCAAAUUCUUGAAAACCCAAUUAAUUCUUUAUCUAUUUCUUCAUUACCAUUAACGCUUUACCUUUCACCAAUUAUAUCUCCAAGAGAUAGCUUGUGUUGUAAAUCUUUUCUUCAUUUAUAUUCUUCAAAACAAAUUAACUUAAUUAAAUUCCCAAAUCAAAAAUUAGAUAUCGUUUUUAAAACUAAUGAACAUGUAUUUGGUGAUAUUGUAGUUAAUUUCAAAAGAUGUAAUGAACAAUUGUAUUCAAUUCAACUUACUUCAAAAACUAUAAUUUUUGUUCAUUAUUCUUCGUUAAUUCAUUUUAUUUCAAAUUAUCUCUUUGAAUCAUUGAUUCAACAAGAUUAUAAUAAAUUAUUUCUUGAUAUCAAUACUGUUAAUACAACUCUUAUUAAUUUAAAAACUCAAUGCCCUUCUUAUGAAGGAAUUCUCUUUCCACAAAUUCUUAAUUCAAAACAAUUUCCAAAUUCUAAAAUACAAAAAUUAUUAAAUGAUGAUGAAACUGAUUGGUGGGGUAUUCUUGAUCAAAAUCUUGUUAUGUGUAGAAAGGGAAGCUCACCGUUAAAUAUAACAUUACUCCAAACUCAUUCAAGAAAACGUUCAAAAAGUUCACCAAUUGAUAAUUGA
Molecule: messenger RNA, 780 nt
Organism: Entamoeba dispar SAW760
Lineage: Eukaryota; Evosea; Mastigamoebida; Endamoebidae
Exons: 1
Coding region: 1-780 (259 amino acids)
Source: RefSeq, a predicted model, not a curated record